Mobula hypostoma (lesser devil ray) is the source of this 6228-nucleotide messenger RNA. RefSeq names its product PDZ and LIM domain protein 5-like. Gene Ontology annotation, biological process: actin cytoskeleton organization; muscle structure development; heart development. Gene Ontology annotation, cellular component: adherens junction; stress fiber; Z disc. The coding region runs from base 244 to 3030 and encodes 928 amino acids. The transcript has 20 exons. The record is from RefSeq and is a predicted model, not a curated record. Gene Ontology annotation, molecular function: muscle alpha-actinin binding; actin binding. Lineage: Eukaryota; Metazoa; Chordata; Chondrichthyes; Myliobatiformes; Myliobatidae.
AUCGCGUGCUCUUUGCUCAGCGAAAGAGUUGAAUGUGACGGAAGUAGGGAGAUAAGGGAAGCGCUUCAGCGAGCGAAGGCUGCAGAAGCCGGCCCCAGCAACACGGCGCUCGAAUAGAACCUUGCUCCGCAUUGUGGGUGGCUACACCGCGUUCCAGUAGAACCUUAUCCCGGAUCGCUUGCCGGAGAGCUGCAGUUUGCUGAUUUGGACCCCGGAGUGUGAGUGAGAGGGAGCACGCCAAUAAUGAGCAACUACACGGUCUCUCUGGUUGGCCCAGCCCCUUGGGGAUUCAGACUUCAAGGUGGCAAAGAUUUCAACAUGCCGCUGACCAUCUCCAGGCUGUCGGAAGGUGGGAAAGCUGCGCAGGCCAGUAUUGAGGUUGGAGAUGUGGUUCUGUCCAUUGACGGGGUCAGCGCGGAGGGGAUGGCUCAUCUGGCAGCGCAGAACAUGAUCAAGGCUUGCACUGGAUCUUUGAAACUCAGCCUUCAGAGGGCCACUCCUGCUCCUAAACCCACCGCAACGACUGUUCAAAAGGAUGAGUCCAGAGAACAUACAAUCCCUGUUGCAUCCAUCGCUCCUAUGGCCCUAAAGGCCCCACCGGCUGCCAGCUCCGCCUACAAUAAGACUGCUCGGCCUUUUGGUGCUACGUCAUCCCCGAGGGUCUCGCCUGCCCCCUAUGUCCCUGCUUCGUCACCCCUCACUCAGCCGCCGCCUCCGUCACUGGCAUCCACUGUCCAUCCCUCCCCCACUCCUCAGUCGGCUUCUCCUCAGCACGUGCAUGCCAGUGUCAAAGUUGGCACCAAUGGGCGCUCGCCACCGGUAACUGCUGCCAAAUCGCCAGUAACCUCAUCCGUUAAUGUCCCACGGCAGCCCAGGGCGUACAACACGCCCAUAAACCUCUACUCCUCUGACAAUGCCUUUGAGGUGGCAGAGGGACAGAAGAGAGGACUGAGAGACGGCCAGAGUGAUGCCAAGCCGCAAAAUGGGUCACCCAGGCGAAUUGUGACUGGUCCCCAUCCUGACAUCCAUCAUCAGUUCAGCGAUCAGAGCAAGAAGCGCUUAAUGCAAGACACCGAAGACUGGCAGCCCAAGACAGGCACAGCUCAGUCACGUUCAUUUUCUAUCCUUGCCCAGAUGACAGGCACCGAGCAUUCGGUAACGCCAGUGAGUGAGACUAACAAGAAGACAAGAGACAAUGUGGCUGAAAAUGAAGAAACUGGGUACAGCAUUGUGGAAAAUGUAGAGCCUCCUCAAAUUGCAUGCAUCAGCCAGCUAGUUGACGAGGAGGAUCCCGGCGCGUGCAACGCCAGUUCUCCACGGAUGCGCUCGGUGACCACGCAGACCGGCGAAACCCCUACACCACAGGCCUUGGAGCCUGGGGAGGGUGUGGCUGGGCCGGACACCACUGUGGAGAGUUGGCCAUCUGAUGGGGAUGGAAGCAAGCUGUCUCUUCCUGCUUCUGCUCCAGUGACUUCACUAGCCGCUCAAGAUCAGCCAAUCAGCCCAUCAUCUGGCCCGUCUCCUUCCUACUAUCUCUCAACUCCACCUCCUUUUCGAAAGAUCUGCUUGGACAACCCUUUAGAUGCUUUACCCAAGUCUGCUCCUCAUCCACCGCCAGUCCGCUGCGACCCGAAGGCCAAUACCUAUGUAGCUUCUCUUUCUGCUGUAAAGAUCAGUAAAGCUAGAUUCAUCCAAGGCAUGAACAUGGAGGUCUCAGUGAUGCCUUCAGGCCCUCCUCGUGCUACCGGAGACCAACCACACUCAGUAGACUCUGGGAAGCAUUCAGUGGCCGUGCAGACCUGUGAUGUUCUUGAUGAGCCCUGUCCUGCCCCGGCGUCUGUCAGAGACACAGACCCCACCAUUAUCAUUUCACCUGUCUCCAAAAGGACAAUUGUUGGGAAUCCGUUGGAAGCUCUGCCCAAAGCAGCUCCGCGUGUUCCAGUUGUGAAGCAGAGCCCUCUGGCCAAGAUUGCUGCCUCCACCAUCACUGCUGUACUUGCAGCUCAGGCCAGACUGUCUGAUCCUGUUGUAUCUCGUUCUCUCCUGGAUGCUCUGCUCAUUGCUCCGAUUAUCAAGCCGCCUCCUGCACACUCUAAACAGCCCAAACGCUUAUCCACCAGUUCUCUCUGUACACAGAAGGACAAGAGUGGAGAGCACCCUGAGGUUCUGCAACCCAUUGGCCCGGCAACAGCCUCUGUCAAACCCAUGUCAAAACCCAGCGGAGUCUGCCGCACCUCCCCUGCUGCUGCUGGAUCCGGCCCAACCUUCAAGCCCUCGGGAGUCCCUGGUGCAGCCAAGACAACUGUUUGGCAACCUGGAAACUCAGCAGUGAACAGCAUCUCCAAGACUACACUGCCGACUGCACAUGUCUCUCCUGCCAAUUCCACAUCCAACGCGAAGGUGCCCAGCACUACGGUGGACAAGCCACCACAGCAAGAUGAUAACACAUUGGUUCAAAUGGCCGAACACAUCCCUGCCGGGAACAGGACACCAAUGUGUGCCCAUUGCAACUUAGUUAUUAGGGGCCCAUUUCUGGUGGCCAUGGGCCGCUCUUGGCACCCGGAAGAGUUUACCUGCGCCUACUGUAGCCUGUCGCUGGCCCACAUUGGGUUCGUGGAAGAGAAAGGAUCUGUGUACUGUGAGAAGUGCUACGAGCAGUUCUUUGCCCCUGAUUGUGCCCGGUGCCAAAGGAAGAUCUUGGGGGAAAUCAUCAAUGCCUUGAAGCAGACUUGGCAUGUUAACUGCUUUGUGUGUGUGGCUUGCAUGCAACCCAUUCGAAACAAUGUCUUCCACAUGGAGGAUGGAGAGCCUUACUGUGAGAAAGAUUAUUAUAAUUUAUUUGGCACUAGUUGCCAUGGCUGCGACUUUCCCAUUGAAGCUGGAGACAAGUUCCUGCAAGCCUUGGGCCAUACUUGGCAUGACACCUGCUUUGUCUGUGCUGUCUGUUGUACAAAUUUAGAAGGCCAGACCUUCUUCUCGAAGAAGGACAAGCUAUUGUGCAAGAAGCAUGCUCACACAGUGAACGUCUAAACUGGACAAGGAGCUGUAAAGCAGAGGAAUAAAGAGAACAUUUGGAAGAGUCGAAGACACGCAAAUAAUUUGUUUCAUUUUUCUUCUUCUAAAAGACAGUCAACCCAUAAUUAAUUUUUGGGUUAAAAGGGGGAACAAAUUGGUGUAAGGUGUUUGAAUAUCUUUUGGUUUGGGGCUCUACUUAGAUCCUUUGAUUUAAAAAAAAUACCUAGUGUUAUGGUCACAUUUUGGAGUGAUAUUGGAAUACCUACCUGAAAUAUUAUUCAGAAUCUUUUAUUGAGUUGUUACGUAACAGCUGUUAAAAAGAGCAAGGUUUCUUAAAAGGCACAGGACUCAAAACAUUUGGCUGCAUGCUUGAAUAAUAAUUUAUCUAAUGAUGUGGUAAUUUAGGUGAUGUGAUCACAGUACAAGUCUAGUUGACCAUUAACUUACCAUUAUUUGUGGAAAAUCAAGCAGAAUCCCAGUUUUUUUUUGCAGAUUUGGAGUUGAUUCUGCCCCUUUUUACAAUAAGAUCUCCAUGUUUAAGGUCCUUAACUUAAUUGAGUUUAUUUCUGUAAGAAAUGUUAAUUCCAACUUUGAAUAUAUUUUAGCCAAGGUAUUGUGGACAUAUGCAAAGCAAGAAAAAGAAUCAGGGCAAUUUUAAUUCUCGAUUGGUCUCUUUCAAAUUUCAAUAGCUUUGUAUUUUAAGACCUAAAAGCAACUCUGUGCUGACCCUUUAGAGAUUUAGCAUCCAGUGGCUAAUCAGCAGAAUCAAGUAUUAAUGGUGAUGUCAAGUAAGGCUUAGUUUUAUGAAUUAUAAUUGGGAAAGCAAGUCAAAAUGAUAAACCCGUUGGAUUCAUUCUUUAUCACAAACUGGAACAUCGUGUUACGUGAUCCAAUGACAGAAAUUAACUUUUUUUCUGUAUCUUCUGGACUAUUUUUAUUGUUAGUGUACUAAGUAUUAAAUUUUCUAUCACUUUUGACUGCAGGUCCAAACAUACGUAAAAAGUAAAGUUUAUUUUUCAUCUGAGUAUGAUUCAUAUUGAUUUCAAAUAUUGGGAGCCAGGAUCAAAAUUCUUUCAGGUGAAAGGGAAUGUCUUAUUAUUCUCUCUAGAAUUUUUCUUGGGGAUGAGGGAAAAGGUUAUCUACCAUACUUCAUAUCUAUAAUAGGCUUUUGCCAUUUCUUGUGAAGUUAUGUACUGAAGCAUGUCAGACUGAACUCAGUGGCACUACAGAAAUAGGGAAAUAACCAACUGAACACUUUUUAAACUAUGACUUGUUCAUUUCUGAGAAAUGAUACAUGGUAUAAAUAGGAGAGAUCUCUGCUACCAGUUGGAUGCUGUCUUGCUUACUUUGGUCCGUCCAUACAUUUUUAAUCACUCCACUUUUUCAAGAGUGUACAACCCUGUCACUAAUGGCCUUUGGUUUAUAUUUGAUUGCGUAUGCUCUGUGCUGAAUUGAAAGUGUACAACUUGCGUAUUUACUUAAGCCCUAUCACCCCUACUGGGGAGUAGGCUGCUGACAGUGGCUUGUCCUCUGAUCCUGUUGUCUUGGGUCAAUCUUUCACUUUGUCUCCAUGCUUAGUGCAUCUUCUUGGUGUGCCCUUCCUCUUCCAGGGAUGAAGUCGUUGGAGCUUCUGUUGGCAUUUCUGUAGUACUGAGUUCUUACAGGAUGGAGUUGCUAGCCCCAUGCCCGUCCCUCCUCCUUUUGCAGCCAGGCUUUGAACUGUCCAUAGCAGAGUUGGAAGUCAACUAACUAAAUGCUUUGUUAUGAAAUAAAGCUGGACAUCUGGGGGCCUUAGUUUUGCUCUGUACUUGAAAUUAUGCAAUUGAAUUGCGUUGCAGAGAGAAGAUUUUUCCAAAGCAUUCUUUUGAUCAGCUGGCCUUCAGCUUCAUUCAGUCCUGAUGGAGCACACCCAGGAAGUAGCAGAAUCACGUGGGUCAAUAGGACUGGCUGUAGUCUGCACUGCAGCUCUGCAUUUGAACUUAAAAAUUGUUCCUUCCUGAUUAAUUCCCACUGUCUCUCAAUGCUCUGGUUCUGCUUGCUUAGCAACGCAGUGUAUAAUGGUGGGAAUGAGGCAGGGAACCCAACCACACUGAUGCCUUUGUUCAAGUGUGGAGGCCAUAUAUCAUGCUCAUUCGGUAGUUAAUUCUGUUAUGUAUUUUUGGGAGGUAUGUAUAUGUUCCAACACAUACCUAUCAAACCAGUUCAAGGAAUGUCGCAUGGUAUAGUUAUUUUAUUUCCAACUCAGCUAGUUUGCAUUUUUAAACAGAGUAUAUUAAAUAUUCUGUGGAUGCUUGGCAAGUUUUGUGAAAAUUCUGAAGAAUCCAGGAAGUGGCUUAGUCCACUUUUGUAGCUUAAGAGAAACUUAACCACACAUUGGACUUCUUACAUUUUCGGUUAAUUUUGGAUGGAUAAAUCUCACAGCAGUGAUAGUGGCUGGUUUAGAUGUCUUGACUAAUAUUUAUAAUGAACAGAGCAGUAAGGAACCAUAGCAAUUAGAUUAAAACUUACCCUCUGUCACAGUGGUAAAUUUGGCAUGGGUUUUUGACUUGAUGUAACAUUGUCUAUUGAGAUGGCCAUGUCUGAGAGGGAGAAUGAAGCACACACAUAAGGUUUUGGUAUCACUGUUGCAAUGAAGUGCCACCAUAAUUUGUAAAAAUCAGCAGUCUCACUUCCUCGAGGUUUUCAAUGGUAAGCAGUACGUUUUGAGCUGCGAAUAAUCGGCAAAGGAAAUAGGCAAGUUAAUAACCAAAGCAAAUUUCAUUAAAAUAUGUCUGGAACCCCUUUUGAAAAUGACUAUCAUGGCACUGAUUUGAGUAAACGUGUGUGUGAACAUUUGCACUAUUUUGCCCUCAGUGAUGUAUCACCAUCUCUCGAAGCCAGAGGGCAUCAGUGGAGAAUCAUCAUGAAUUUCAGUGAAGGACAGAGCAUGAUAGUUAGAAUAUUGUAUAAUUUGAGAGACGUUUUAUACUGAUCAACUACUGAUCAGUUCUUUUUAGAACACCUGUAAAGAAAGAAAAGAAUUAGGACUUUGGUGGGGCAGGUAAAAGGAAAUUGUACGGAUAGCCCCAGGAUUUCCUCACCAUUCCCCCCCCCCAUUGGAACAGUUCAUUGAACAGCAAGCAUAGUUUGUAAGUGGGUUUGUUUUAGUUUGCACCAGGGACCUGAUGGACUUGUACUGUGCUUGGGGAGAACUGUUUAAUUUUACUGCUGCGU